AUCUCCCACUUCAUAUAGGCAUUGCUAGCAUCUUCCCUUCACCCCACCCACAAUUUUCCUUCUCAAUUAAGCUCCGGUUACCGAGAAAAUGGGCGGUCCUGCUGUGAGGAUGCCGACCUUCUGUCUGAAUAGGAUGAAGCCACGGGCCAGAGUUCGAUCUCCCACAACACAAACCAAACCAGACCUUAAACCUUCGAAGGUGGUCGACAACGAGAACGAUUGUUGCGGUUUGGAUGUCGAGGCGGCAGAGAAAGGAGGCGACGGCUGUGAUGUGACAAAGACGAUUGGGAGGAGAAUCAUGAUUGUGGUUGAUUCGAGUAUGGAGGCAAAAGGGGCUGUGAAUUGGGCAUUGACUCACACUAUCCAGAGUCAAGAUACAGUUAUCUUAAUCCAUGUCUCCAAGCCUUCCAAACGCCAAGGUGAUGAGAUUGGCCCACGGAUGCCUCAAUUUCUUCAAUCUAUGAAGAAUAUGUGCCAGCUGAAGAGACCUGAGGUCCAAUUCGAGGCCACGGUUACUAAAUCGACUGACAAAGGUCCAACCAUAGUGGAGCAAGCGAAAAAGCUAGGCGUGGACCUACUAGUACUAGGUCAAAAGAAGCGAUCCACCACAUGGAGGUUGUUGCUGAUGUGGAUGGGUAAUCGGGCAGGGGUAGCGGCAGCUGGCGGAGGCGGUGGAGGAGGAGCAAUGGUGGAAUAUUGUAUCCAAAAUGCCACUUGCAUGGCCAUAGCAGUGAGGAGGAAAAGCAAAAAAGCUGGUGGUUACUUGAUCACAACAAAGCGCCACAAAGAUUUUUGGCUCUUGGCUUGACAACACUGUUUAGGAAAUAAUAAUUAUUGAUUGUGGGUUAUAAUUUUAUGUGAUUAUAUGAUGGAGAAAUGUUGAGGCUAUUUUAUUUUUAUUAUAGACAUGAUGUGAUUGGUGGGCUAUUGUGUUAUUUGUACAUAAUAGUAAUUAUUAGUGAACAUUGGCAUUUAGAAUGUGGAUUGAUUAUUGAGGAGUGAAUUGAGAAUUAUAAUAAUAUUUAACCAAAGUUUGUUAACUGU
Molecule: messenger RNA, 1044 nt
Organism: Impatiens glandulifera
Lineage: Eukaryota; Viridiplantae; Streptophyta; Magnoliopsida; Ericales; Balsaminaceae
Product: universal stress protein PHOS32-like
Exons: 3
Coding region: 89-808 (239 amino acids)
Source: RefSeq, a predicted model, not a curated record